UGGGUCUCCCAAGAAACUCGUUGAGGUUGAUUAUUUGAUACUUACCCUCGAUUGCAUCAAUCUUCUUCAGCUCUACUUUCCAUCUUUCUUGAAAACGGAAAAUGUCUUGCUGCGGAGGAAACUGUGGCUGCGGUUCUAGCUGCAGCUGCGGCAGCGGCUGUGGAGGAUGCAAGAUGUACCCUGACAUGAGCUACACAGAGAACACGACCACCGAGACUCUUAUUGUUGGUGUUGCUCCCCAGAAGACACACUUUGAGGGAUCUGAGAUGGGCGUUGCAGCUGAGAAUGGCUGCAAGUGCGGAUCCAACUGCACCUGUGAUCCUUGCAAUUGUAAAUGAGAGAGAUCUAGUCUUUGAAGCAGAGAUGGUCUAGCCUUUAUGAAACUAAUAACUAGCAUUUAGUCGUCAUAUCUAUGUAUGAGUGUUGUGUUUUCUCCAUGUUUCGUUUCCUCUUAAGACUGAUAUUGAUAAAAAUAAAGUAGCAUGGCUGUGUCUUUCUGCAAA
Juglans microcarpa x Juglans regia is the source of this 503-nucleotide messenger RNA. RefSeq names its product metallothionein-like protein type 2. The coding region runs from base 102 to 338 and encodes 78 amino acids. The record is from RefSeq and is a predicted model, not a curated record. Gene Ontology annotation, molecular function: metal ion binding. NCBI's taxonomy places the organism in Eukaryota, Viridiplantae, Streptophyta, Magnoliopsida, Fagales, Juglandaceae. The transcript has 3 exons.